Molecule: messenger RNA, 1695 nt
Organism: Stomoxys calcitrans (stable fly)
Lineage: Eukaryota; Metazoa; Arthropoda; Insecta; Diptera; Muscidae
Gene: CLS
Product: probable cardiolipin synthase (CMP-forming)
Exons: 5
Coding region: 248-1381 (377 amino acids)
Biological process (GO): cardiolipin biosynthetic process
Cellular component (GO): membrane; mitochondrion
Molecular function (GO): cardiolipin synthase activity
Source: RefSeq, a predicted model, not a curated record
GCAAUGCGAUACAAACACCAAAUGUGAGAGUGUCCGUCUGUCGGUGAAGAUUCUUGUCAAUUACACUUGAAAAAUCCUGAAAAAAUAAAGAGAAUUGUGUUUUUAUCCAUCAACAACGUAAAUAUUCAACGAACAAACAAAUGAUCUAGCCACUUUAGUAGCGGAUUAAUUUCCUCAGAAAAUUUAAUUUAAUGUGAACUCCUUUCUGUUUGUGUGUGUGUACUACUCCUUAAUAUUUUUUUGGAACAUGUUGCCUGUAACAAUAUUUCGCCAGGUGGCUCGCCAGCGUUGCGGCCACAAAUAUCUUACCGAAAUGGCUGCUACUCAUGUCACCACAGCCCACAUGCCUCUCAACUCAGUUAUUAACUGUCUCAAUCGGCAUGCUGCUGCCACGGGCUUUAUACGCAUAUCCUUCUUGGAUGUUAAUCAAUAUCGCAAUUGGGAUGUUGCUACACUGAGAAUGUACGCUGAUCGUAAAAAGCAUUUAAUACAUAUGAGAACACUCAAGGGUAGAGAUAUGCUACAGGAUGUCUUGGACAAAAAACGAGAAUCAUUUAUUGAAAGGAAAAAUGUUAUUGCCGAAGAUAUUCGAGAUGCGAUUGACAAACAACGUGAAUCUUUUCUAGAACGUAAAAAUGUCAUCGCAGAGGAUAUAAGAGAGGCUCGUGAAUCCUUUAUUGAACGCAAGAAUGUUAUAACCGAAGAUAUCAGGGAAGCUCGCCACAAGGUUCAACAGCGUGUGCGAGAGAAAAUGGAGGAAGUCAUUGAGAGAGAAAAUAUCAUGACCAUACCAAAUAUGCUGACAAUGGGUCGCAUGUUUCUAUCUCCCUAUAUUGGCUAUGUCAUUGUGGAUGGUAAUUAUCAAAUGGCCAUAAGUCUGUUGGUGGUGGCUGGUAUAUCGGAUUUGCUUGAUGGACAAAUUGCUCGCCGAUGGCCCAGCCAGGCUAGCAAAGCAGGCUCCUUUUUAGAUCCUGCGGCCGAUAAGGUACUCAUGAGCUGUUUAGUCAUUUCCAUGGGCUAUUGUGAUUUACUGCCAUUGUGGUUGGCUGGUUUGAUAUUGUCACGUGAUGUAUUCCUUAUUGCUGCUGGAUUUAUUAUACGUUAUAUCAGUCUGCCACCACCUCGAACAUUCUCUCGUUAUUUUGAUGCCACCCAUGUAACUGCUCAAUUGGAACCCACUUUAAUAAGUAAGAUCAACACCGGUGUACAACUUUCCGCUGUUGGCAUAAGCUUGGGAGCUCCCAUAUGGGGCUAUUUGGAUCACACUGCCUUACAAGGACUGUGGUAUUUGACAGGAGCCACAACAAUAGCUGCCGCAUUAAGCUAUAUUCUAGAUAAGAACACUUUUAAGAUUAUCAGUCAAUCCGGCCGGAAAUCAUAAUCGUAAGCAAAAGCAAUAAAAACAUCAUAGAUGACAUAUCGAAAGCUUCCAAUGCAUAGACGCCUUAGCGAAUAGCCAGCCCUCAAGAGCAAGAAAUAAAGAAAACUAUAAAUGAUAGAGCAGCUGCUGAAAGUUAUUUUUUCUCGAUUGUUUAACCCUCAUUUAUUUUUUUAAGAUUUUAAUUUUAAGUUUUUUUUUUUUUUGUUUUGUUUUGCCAAAUCAAGAGACGAAAUGCUCCCUGAAGAACUGAAACUAUUUUUGUUAAAAUAAACAAAAAGAUUACAUAAUAAAGUUGAAAAAUUUGUUAAACUGUA